GUUCGGGUCCGGGAGCAACAUGGCGGCGUCCGUGAGGGGCUAGUUUUGGUACCCGGUAGUGUUUGGUGUCCCUGUCGUGAGCGAUAUCCGAGUGAAUCUUUCCCCGACUGGCAACUUCAGGAGUCGUGCACUAAUAAGUGGACAGCUUUAGUGCUUGUCGUCCCCUCGUAUCCCCUGCCGUCCGCUCGUAUUGGGGAAUAAGAAGCAGAGUCCGAACCACUGCCUAAGAUGAGCAACAUCUACAUCCAGGAGCCUCCCACCAAUGGAAAGGUUUUAUUGAAAACUACUGCUGGAGAUAUUGACAUAGAGUUGUGGUCAAAAGAAGCUCCUAAAGCUUGCAGAAAUUUCAUCCAGCUGUGUUUGGAAGCUUAUUAUGACAACACCAUUUUUCACAGAGUUGUUCCUGGUUUUAUAGUCCAAGGGGGAGACCCUACUGGCACAGGGACUGGUGGGGAAUCAAUAUAUGGAGCCCCAUUUAAGGAUGAAUUUCACUCGCGGUUGCGUUUUAAUCGGAGAGGACUGGUUGCCAUGGCAAAUGCUGGUCCUCAUGAUAAUGGCAGCCAGUUUUUCUUUACCCUUGGUCGAGCAGAUGAACUUAACAAUAAGCAUACCAUCUUUGGAAAGGUUACAGGGGAUACAAUAUAUAACAUGCUGCGACUGACAGAAGUAGACAUUGGUGAUGAAGAAAGACCAAGAAAUCCACACAAAAUCAAAAGUUGUGAGGUCCUGUUUAACCCUUUCGAUGACAUCAUUCCAAGGGAAAUUAAAAAGCCCAAAAAAGAGAAACCAGAAGAAGAAGUAAAGAAAUUGAAACCCAAAGGCACAAAAAAUUUUAGUUUACUUUCAUUUGGAGAAGAAGCUGAGGAGGAAGAAGAAGAAGUAAAUCGAGUUAGUCAGAGCAUGAAAGGAAAAAGCAAAAGCAGCCAUGAUCUACUUAAGGAUGACCCACAUCUGAGUUCUGUUCCAGCUGUCGAAAGUGAAAAAGGUGAUGCAACAGAAGAUUUAGAUGAUGAUGCAGAAGAUGAAAAUACAGAGCCUGACGAAUAUAUUGAUGGUGAUGAACAGAACCCAGUGAGAGAAAGAAUUGCAAAAAAAUUAAAAAAGGACACAGGGGCAAAUGUGAACUCAGCUGGAGAGGGAGAAGCAGAGAGGAAAUCAGUCAGCCGCAGUGAAGAGCUCAGAAAAGAAUCAAGACAAUUAAAGCGGGAACUCUUAGCAGCAAAACAAAAAAAAUUAGAAAAUGCAACAAAAGCAGAGAAAAAAAAUGAAGAGGAAGAAGCUGCUCCAGAUAGUGCUGUAGCUGAAUACAGAAGAGAAAAACAAAAGUAUGAAGUUUUGAGGAAGCAACAGGCAAAGAAAGGAACUUCCCGGGAAGACCAGACUCUAGCACUGCUGAACCAGUUUAAAUCUAAACUCACACAAGCAAUUGCUGAAACUCCUGAAAAUGACAUUGCUGAAACAGAAGUUGAAGAUGAUGAAGGAUGGAUGUCACAUGUACUUCAGUUUGAAGAUAAAAGCAGAAAAGUGAAAGAUGCAAGCAUGCAGGACUCGGACACAUUUGAAAUCUAUGAUCCUCGGAAUCCAGUGAAUAAAAGAAGAAGAGAAGAAAGCAAAAAGCUGAUGAGAGAGAAAAAAGAAAGGAGAUAAAAAUGGUAGUAAUGAUAACAGAACAUCCUAGAAAUGUGCCUGCAAUAAAUGGCCUUGUAACAGCCAUUGUUCCAACAAUAUCACUUACGGGUAUGAUAAGUAUUUUUGAACCUGUUGUCUUGUUUUGUAAAUUGUGGAAUGAUAUGAGCAAAUGCUUUUGGUUACUGGUACAUGCUUUUUUCCUAACUGACCUUUUAUAUUGCUAAAUUUGAAAUAAAAUCAGUUUCCUUCUAGUUUACACGUUAACAAUUUGCAGACUGUUCAAGCAUGUUUGUGCCCCUUUUCUGUGAAAUAUGUGAAGGCUUCUCUUCCAAGAUUUUUUAUAGGAAGUUCUUGCAGAAAAAAAAUAUUUGAGGGAAACUUCCCUGGCACUAACUUUGGAAUAUAAUAAAAAAUGUAAAAUAAAAUAUAAUAAAGGAAUAUAAAUAUUGA
Heterocephalus glaber (naked mole-rat) is the source of this 2079-nucleotide messenger RNA. It is a transcript of the gene Cwc27, whose product is annotated as CWC27 spliceosome associated cyclophilin. The record is from RefSeq and is a predicted model, not a curated record. Gene Ontology annotation, cellular component: catalytic step 2 spliceosome. NCBI's taxonomy places the organism in Eukaryota, Metazoa, Chordata, Mammalia, Rodentia, Bathyergidae. Gene Ontology annotation, biological process: protein peptidyl-prolyl isomerization; protein folding. Gene Ontology annotation, molecular function: peptidyl-prolyl cis-trans isomerase activity.